AUUGUGUUACUUUCUGUGCACAGUCUGCGGUAAUUGUAGUGUUAAAGGGCUUUCUUUCUCUUCUAAGUGCCGCUUCUGUGCGUGUUCUGUGAUGGUGGGCUUCUUCAGACAUGGACAGAAAAAUAAAAAGGGGUUGAAUUCCGAGCAACGCUGUAGGACCGGGACAGGAGCACAGGAUACGCGCAACUUGUGCAGCAAUUUCAUAGUGUCUUUUAGAAAAUAUCGUCUUCCCGUUAGGGUAAUGUGUCAAAGCCUUUUAUCCUGUAACGGAUAGCACAGUGUUGCAUUUGCACAAAGGGUACAAUUCGCAUCGCACGUAGUAGCGUUCGUUUAAGUUGAUAAAUGUCGUUAUUUCUCGUCAAUGUUGUGUUUGCGUCUUUCCAGUCAGCGAAAAUACGUUAAAGGAGAUCCCUCUUCAAUAUUACAUGGCAUAUGCAUUGUUUAUGUGGUUGAGUCAUGUCUGUCUGUUAAAUAUAUUCGAUCACAGUUUCAUUCAAUCGAGUCAACAUUGGCUUUAAGGCAUUAUAUAACGGUAAAGAUAAUAACACUUGCCAUUCGCCAUACGGAUAUGCAUAAUUUAUUAAGUCUCUGUCCUGUGUUUACAGAGACGGUUCUUUCUCUCACUUUUCAGAGUUCGUGCAGUCACAGCAAUACAAACAAAGCCCGUUAUGAACUAUGUCACAGCAAUGACGCUGAGCCCAUCCUUCCUAUAGAAUUAGCGACUGUUUUGUAUGGAGAAGAGAGGCGCCCGUGGACUGGAAAGCCGAACAGGACUGAGCGAGAAUUGUCCUGAAGUAACCUGCUCGGCGUCCGGGAAUAUUCGAGUUGCUUUUACAGAAGCCGCACUUCGCUGUUUUAAUUGCUUGUCCUGCUUCACCUAUUCAUAUGAGCAUAAUGCAAUAUAUAUGCACCUAGAUGCUGUAGCUACAGCACCGCGGUCUCUUGAUUUUCUGUAUUUAACGGCUCUGGUCUAGUUGCGACCCGACGGGAUGUUCAGCUCUGUCUGUACAGGCUUUGCAACGUAAAAAUCAAAGGAGGAGGAUGGAGGUGGAGGCAGGCCAAGGACUGGCAGCGGCGCUAGCAGGACAGACUCCUGUGGAGAACUCGGCGAGCGGCGAGCGGCGGGGAGCUGUCCCGGGAGCAGAGGGGGACUUGUGCGCGUAGAGGUCAGGGGUGGAAGCAGUGACUGAGAGGUCCCACUUGUGCCCCAGCGUGGAGCAGAGCACUGGAGAGGCCAUGAGGCAUCAUCUCUGAGCGAGGACCGAGGCUCUUCUCUGCCAUGGGAAGGAGCACACGGACUGAGGCCAGAAGUUUCUUAAGGACACAAGCCUUUCCUCUCUGCACAGAAAGGAAGUAACGAGAAGCAGGGCCCCGUGUGUGAUUAACUUUUUCUUUUCCUUAAAUCUCACUCUUUCCUGUCUCAUGAGCAGCUUUUUGCAGAGCGCUUUAAAAGCUGUUUAUACAUACGUUCAGCCAGCCAGGUGGAUGAAAAGGAUGACCUUCUGACCUCCUGAGCAUGGCGGCCAAGCUGGACUUCCUGUCGAGCUUCCACGGCUUCGAUCUGGGCGGCCGCUUCGUGGAGCUCAAGCCCCUGGGCUAUGGGGCGAACGGGCUGGUGCUCUCCGCCGUGGACAGGGAGAGCUGCCGCAAGGUGGCGGUGAAGAAGAUCGUCGUCACGGACGCCCUGAGCGUCAAGCACGCCCUGCGGGAAGUCAAGAUCAUCCGGCGACUGCAGCACGACAACGUGGUGCGGGUGUUCGAGGUGCUGGGGCCCCGCGGGCUGCCCCUGCCCCCGGACGUGUGCACGCUGACCACCCUGUACAUCGUACAGGAGCACAUGGAGACCGACCUGGCCCGCCUGCUGGAGCAGGGCCCCCUGCUGGAGGAGCACGCCAGGCUCUUCGUGUACCAGCUGCUGCGCGGCCUCAAGUACAUCCACUCGGCCAACGUGCUCCACCGCGACCUCAAGCCGGCCAACAUCUUCAUCAACACCGAGGAGCUGUUGCUCAAGAUCGGGGACUUCGGGCUGGCCAGGAUCGUCGACCCCCACUACUCACACAAAGGAUACUUGUCUGAGGGCCUGGUGACUAAGUGGUACAGAUCUCCACGGCUUCUCCUCUCACCCAACAACUACACAAAAGCCAUUGACAUGUGGGCCGCUGGCUGCAUCCUGGCAGAGAUGCUGACAGGUCGGAUGCUAUUUGCAGGUGCCCAUGAGCUGGAGCAGAUGCAGCUGAUCCUGGACACCAUCCCAGUGCUCCACGAGGAAGACAAGCAGGAGCUGCUCAAGGUCAUGCCCUCCUACGUCAGCUCCGACUGGAAGGUGAAGAGGUCCCUCAGGGACUUGCUGCCGGAGGUCAACGCUGAAGCUAUUGAUUUCCUGGAGUGCAUCCUGACCUUUAACCCCAUGGACCGGCUCACAGCGGAGGACGCGCUGAUGCACAGCUACAUGCGGCAGUACUCCUGCCCAGAGGACGAGCCCACCUCCCAGCACCCCUUUCGGAUUGAGGACGAGAUCGACGACAUCCUGCUGAUGGAGGCCAGCCAGAGCCAAACCUCCAACUGGGAGAGGUACCAGGCCAGCCUGUCCUCUGACCUGGAGUGGCAGCAGCGGGAGAGAGGGUCUGAGGUGGAGGUGCAACGAGACCCUCGCACGGGAUCCAUGCCCAUCCUGGAGGAGGUGCAAGUUGACCCCCGCAAGUAUUCCCACAGCAGCUCUGAGCGCUUCCUAGAGCAUUCCCACUCCUCGCUGGAGCGCGCUGGCCCCGGGGACAUGGAUUGUGGCCGCUCUUGUGACUACAAGGUGGGCUCCCCCUCCUACCUGGACAAGCUGCUGUGGCGGGAUGGCAAGCCCCACCACUACUCGGAGCCCAAGCUCAUCCUGGACCUGUCCCACUGGAAGCGGAACAGUCUCCCUGUGUCUGGAGAGGGGAGGAGGGGGAGCAGGCUGGAGGAGCCCUCCCAUGAGCCGCCCUCUGACCUUUUCCUGGAGAUCUCCCGCUGGGUGGAGAGCACCCAAGCCCGGCUGGAGAGCCCCAGCCCGCCGCCUUUGCUGUUGCCAGCCCCUGAGGUCCAGGACGAGAGUGGUAAUGGCCAGCAGCCUCCAUCCUCUUCCUCCCAGACGGCAUCAGCCCAUUUCCUCGCCACUUCCACCCCGGCUCGGCAGCUCACGGACAGCGCCGAACCCCAGUUCGACCUGGAUGUCUUCAUCUCCCGGGCCCUCAAGCUGUGCAGCAAGCCGGAGGACCUGAAUGAGGGCCGGCUGGCCGAGAUUAAUGGAGCUCACAUCCCUGAGCGGCCGGCUGACAUUGUGCAGGCCAAGGUCUGCCAGAAGGACCGCUGGUAGAGUGACUGUGGGGUCUGCUUCGAGGCUGGGUCAUGAGGAAUACUCAAUCCUAUCCUAGAAGCUGCAAGCUUGAAUCUAAAUGCACACUUACAUCGAGUGGGAUGACAACAGUCCUCUUGGAUCUACAGUGGCAAGAUGAAAGGCAGAUAAGGCUGUUCUUAAUGGGAACUGUUUUUUUUAAAAAACUGCCUUUCAUCUUGAAAAAGAUCGUGCAGAUGGCCACUUGUGAAAUGUACCGAAUUAUGUAGAAGCUUGAAUAUGGAUUGCGAAGCUAGAAUGCAUUGGUACAAAAACAGACAAGGAUUAACUGUGAACAAAAGUGAUUUCAAAUCGGACUGCUCUUUUUGAACUGAUUGAAUACCGCGAGUUUGUGGAGGAAAGGAAAUGGUAAUGUCUUAGCUGCUACUGAAAUGAAAAGCGAUGGUUUUGGAAUCAGUACUGUAAUAAUUAUUAUUUAUCAUCAUCCUCUGAGCACACUCACCCAUGAUAGCAGAUUGUAAAGUGUUCUAACGCCUUUCAAAUGGAAAUGCACCCUCACACGCAAAAACAAAAGAGAAAAAUUAGCAAUUGUCCUUCAGUGAAGUGUGGUUUUUGAAGUACAUUACCAAGGUGGGGGGUUAAUGUUGUGAUGACUGCAUUACUGCCCAGAUCCAGUGCUUAUUCAGACAAGCAGAACCUGAACCUGAUUGUGAGUUCGUCUAUCCUUCUGAAAUCUUCAUUUGCUAUGCAAACGCAUGGGGAGAUGAAUGGGCACUAUGCGGUUUAAGUUUGCCAGAUAAUGACUCAAGGCAGUAAGCAGGACUUAUCUAACUAAAUGUGUUUUGUGCCUUUCAUCAAAUAGGUAAUGACUUCUUCCUGUUUUCUUUUUUCUUCCACUGGUCUGCAUCUCAUUAUCAGUUCAAUUCUCCUGCAUUAGAACAGGUUACAGGUUCAGUUAGUGUUUAAAGAGUGGUGCAGCACACACGGAACUACUAACUUAACCAGUAACAGGUUUAAAGAUGAGCAAGUCUUUCUCUUUCAGUGACAUCACCUCUGACAUCCUCACUAAUGCAAGAGCUACAUUGCUUGAAGCCUGAAUGCAGUGCUGGCACACUGAUAUAAAGAACACAGCAGCGAGUUAAUGAGUACGUCUUUAUUUAGAUUGACUGGUGUACACCUUAUAUAAGACUCUGGUGCUGUGCCAAAUGUGUUCUUCAGCUAAUUCUGGAUUGUACUGACAAUAUUUAUAAUUAUCAUCUUUUAUUAGUUUGUUCACAGCUGUAAAUAAACUAGGCCAAACUGGCAAGCAGGCUGUAGCUGCUACUUGAACUGCCAGAGGCUUUCAGAACACCUUUGUGGCAAACCUUUCCAUUAACAGCCAGCACAGCACAAUGCUGUGUGCUUUUUUGGAAAGGAAUCUUGAAUUUUAAACUGGGGGCAGUUUUCCAGAAGAUUGUCACCAUUUUAAAUUACACAAUAAAUUUUAUGAAAGAUGUCAGGACAGAAUGAUUCUGCGUCAACCAGCAGAUGAGUGGGGAAUUGAAAUCAGAGCCUUGCCUUAAAAUAUUUCAAAUAGGAUCAUUUAAUUUUGAUGCUACCAGCCACACCAAGAGGCUAAACUGUAGCCUCUGAACACAGCACAUUUGAACACCCUUAAAAACCCAGGGGAGCAGUGUCACUCUAUCAGGCUCUCUUAUACUUGAUAAUCCUAUAACACAAGCUCGUUAUACUGCCUCAGAUGUAGCUGCUGGGGGCAGUCUAAGAAUUUUUGUGUGCCCUGCUGUGGAAAUGCACAGUUAGAUGAACUACUGUUACUCCCCGGUAAGGAGCUCAUGUAGUGGUUCUUCUAAAAUUGACAUAAUUUUAAUUCUCUUAUAGUUCUGCAUCACAUUAGAGUUCUCUCACACUGUCAUUGAAAAAUGCAAAAAAGUGUAAACAAUUCAAUAUCAUUACAAAUUAUUAUUGAUCAUAGGUAAAUUCCAAAAGAUUUUAAUUGCGGACUGUCAUGUUGGGGAGGUUCUGUGUAGAAGUUUGUGGAACUGCAAAAAGCCUCCUUAACCUUCUUGUGCAGUUGAGUUGCGGGGAAAGCUGGCAAUUCAAAGACAUUUCAAGAAACAUGGACCAUGGUGGUGUGAAGAGGAUCGCGUGUUUUUCUUGUAGAUGGUACAUCUUGCUGAGAUUGGCACACUGUGGCACAGUUGUAGGAAAGCAAUUGAAUGGCAAAUUAAAAAACGGGGAAAAAAGCUUUUGUGAAAAUGUAUUGCAUUUGACCUUUACGGAUUCGAUAGGCUAAAUUAACUGAACCUAGCGCCUGAGAAUCACAAUAUUCCUGAGAAAGGUCAAUCUUUCAUCGAAUGUGGCUCUGGUCUGUGUAUCAUUUCUCCAUGGGCACUGAGGCCCUGCCUGUCAGCCCGCUGUGAGGACAGAGAUGCUGGUGUGUACUGCCGGUUUUGUUUUGGCAGAAGCUGCCCUUGUCAGGAAUCCUGCUGAAGCGAAGCAGGUUAGCCAGCUUUAUGUUUGCCUUUGGGCAUCAGUUUCAUUACUCACUUCACAAUAUUUAUGUUAAUAGGUCUCCUGCAGCAAAACCUGGUACAGCUUUGUUACAGCACUGUCUUCCCUACGCUGUCAUAAUUAGGGUACAGAGUUUGUUUUUAUUGCUUCUUGGUCUGCUUCCUUCAGUCUAUAAUUAAAUCAAAUUACACCAUAUAUUUGCUACCUAAAGGCCUGAUUUCUAAAUGCAGUCUCACGUGAGUUGAGUUGAAUCCUGCAAUAGUUUCCUUGUGUGCACAAGUUAAUCAUAGGGAUUUUGUAUGAUUCUUCAAAAACAAGGUAGGUGUUUGUGACUGUCUGUCUUGUUUCAGACGCCCUCUACCCUUAUCCAGCUCUUGCUCCUAUGUUCUACAGCCCUUGCAGAGUCCUACAUGGCCAAAGAUAAGUGUACCCUCCCCUUGUGGGGUUAUCACCCAGAGAAUUAGUUAAGGAAGGACCUUGAGGUAAAACAAAGGAAAGGGUUUUGGUUGGUGUCUGGCUGCAAAUCUGAGGUCUUUACCAGCCUUUGGAAUGGCAAUGACAUGUAUUCUUUUCUAGGCCUUUAGGACUGUCCUCAGGACCUGAUGCCUACAUUGUUGACUGCUGGGUCGAAAGGGUGGUUUGUGCGCCUUUAACAAUGCAAGUAUCAGCAUCACACUCUCAGGGCAUAAAGAGCCAACGGGCAGCCAAGGCGAAUUGCUUUGUAGGCAACUUCUGUUUUGCAGAGAUAGUGCUGAGAGCUGAAAUGCAGAGGCUGAGUAUGAGCAAUGGCCUGCCAUGGCUUUGUGGAAAGUCAUCUAGGACUUGGCAUGGCACUGGCUGAGGGGGACUUCGGGCACGUGCCGCAUGUCAUGUGAAUGGCUCAAUAGGAAUGUUCUGCGCUGCCUCAGAGUCCCGCGCAGGGGCAAAAUUAUUUCUUUACACCCACUCUACAAAAGAGUUGAGUCUCCAAAAACUCUCACAUGGAUGCCUGGCGCUGAGUGUUCCCAGACUCCCAGUCUUCCCAUUGGCACAGACUCCUGCACUUGUCCACUCCCACUCCCCAAGCUUCCACUUUAAUUCUCCAACAUCGCGCAAAGUCCCACGGUCUUGCACCACUAAACUUCCGCUUCAAAUCUCGGGAUUCAGCCUGUACUCCUCCCAUCCCCAACCCCCCCUCCGCAGCGCGAUUCUACGUUGUAACAGUCUCUUUCAGAAUGAUAAUGUUGAUAAAGUGUUAGGUUACAAGAGCUCCACUGAGGAGAAUAGGCCCAACUGAUAGAAAGUCAAUGUCUUGCAUGACCAAUAUCAGGGACACCGGCCUCAGGAUUCCAUGACGAGACUCUCACUUAAUUCAGACGGGGGACUGGGUCAAGGAAUUCAGUCUGCUAGUAAAAGAUCAUUAGUUUCUCCAGAAACAUUCUGAGUGCUGGAAGGUGCAAAGAGAAUGCUGAUCCAUCUCGGUCCCAGAUGAUGAAGCUUGUCAGAGCUUUUACUUCACUGGUUUUACACAUAAAACACACUUUGGCUGAUCCUAUUUGACUCCUCACAGCUGGGAUUGAAGGCUAUCGCGAUCAUCACUGACACUUACAGUAUGAUUUUAUUAAGCAUGAGGAUGUUUCAGAAAGGCAUUAGAGGAAUUAUUCCUUUCAACUCAUUUCAGCAAGCUGGGUGUUAUUAAAUAUAAUCCUAUUUAACGGAGAAGGUUCACUCUCUUUUUCAUUUUUCCUUUGAUUGUCAUCAUGCAUGAUCCCUAUGUUACCACCACAUUUUACAAACUGUAUGUGGAGCUGGGACUCGGCAGACCCUUUUUCACAACACUUCAACGCUGCAUCGUGAUGAGCUGACCAUAGGGGGGCUAGUUUAUAUAUGUGGUUAAUUGUGCAAGUGCUCACAGAUCCAGGCGAUGUCUGCACAACAGAACGUGCACCCUGAAUAACCCACAAUUCUUCACAAAUUCAACACCUUUGCUAAUACUACACACUAUAUCUACUACACUAUAAUACUACACUAUCACAGGUUAGGAUAUUGCCGUGGAUUUGAAAAAGAUACACAGCCUUCAGGUAUGUUACUACCUAAUGUAGAUAAAGUAAUUAAGCAGAUAUAAUUAACAACUCCAUCACACUCCAUACAUUAAAAAGCAACAGAACCAAGGCUGUCUGGACUUUAAUCACACAAAUCACUUCUGUCAGCACAGCUUUCUAGUGGGAAUUUAUUAUAUUUGCUAUUUUCUAACCAGGUUGUAAGUACCCUGUUUUUAAUGUUACAAGGGAAGAUUUCCUGUAAAAAAUGAAGCAAAUGUUUUAAAUUAGAUUGUGAGGUUCUUCUUCUUCAGUAACAACAGAAAAAAAGAGUUCCGUAAACUGCCCGUUUUUAAAGCUACUAAACUUCUGACAGAUUCAGCCUCCCACAAGACUCAGCUUAGCCUCUGUCACCUGCCUAUAGCAAAAAUAAAACACAGAAAUUGGUAAGGGCAAGGUGAGAAAGAUGGUUGUCAUUUGGUUGUCAGCUGCACAUUAUAUGUCCUAUGGAGACACCUGGAGAUACCAAAUUGGGCAUUAGAACACUUCUGCCCUGCAUGGCUGUUGUUUGGUACUUAUAUACAGUAAAACACAAAUUCUCGCUUUGCUCUCCACUAAAGUUUUGUGGUUCAGUAAUCACUACAUACAUCAUUUUAUAAGCUGUGCUCCCUCUCUGUCAGGUAAUGUUGUAUUUAUGUGAGUCCUCUAGGAUAAAGGUAUCAACCAGAUAUAUUACUGAUACAGAUAAUCCAGAGGUUGGUACUAUCCACAGAAUUUGCUUUUGAGAUUCAGAAUUAGAUUCGAACAUAAUGAAUUUCAGCCCAACAUGAGAAUAUAAGAAAGGUUAAGAAAUGAGUGGAAGCCAUUCAACCCAUCUAGCCUGUGUGGUGGUUCAUUGACGUGUGCUUUACUCUUCCCAAUGUGUUCUCUGUUUCUUUAUUUUUCUGAGGUAAAACUGAGAUUUUGAGGCUUAAUUUUGUUGACUUUUGGGACUCUUGAAGUGUCAGCCUUGUAUAACUAUUAGCUUACUGACGAGAACUCUGCAGGCCAUUUUAAUUCUGCUUAGGAAUCAUCAUUGUAGCAUCACAACAUUAUGAAAUCCUCUGAUCUGAGUUUACAUUUUUGGCUAUAUAUAUGGUUCUGUAAUGAAACAAGUAAAGGUUUAUUCCACACUGAAAAGAGGAAAAAAGAAACACAACAGUUUGGCUAUGGAGCCUUCUUUGGGUGUCUUCCCAAACUACUUGAACUACUACAUGGUCCUGUAGGUGUUGUUCAUUGCAUCUCCGUAAUGACUGGAAGGGAACAAUUCUGGGUCAAUGUAAGCACAUUCAGUUUGUAAAAUGGGGACAAAUAAACUUGAAGGGGUAAACAAUGUUUGUUCAUAUUACCUGGGUGUAAUAAGGUACUCAACUUAUCAUUUUGUUUAUAUUGUUUGAUGUAUAAUUUUAUUUAAUAGAUUGGAUUGAUAAAUUGAUUUGAUGUGAAGGACUGAAAGAACAAUAAAAGUUGCCUCAGACACAUUCCAGGAUGAAAUUAGAUCUAUGUCUCACACUUACUUAAUGAACCAGCACAAAGUGACAAAGCAGCAGGCAUCUCAAUAUGUUCGCAAUUGUGUGUUCAUGGAAACUGCUUUAAAAUAUAGUGAGCUGAGUGCUGGAGUUGCGUACUGCUGUUUGGCAACAACUAUAGAAUGAAAUGUUGGAAAUAACCCAGUAACAUGAGUUUAUCAUUUCCCGCAUUUUUAUUUUACAGAAUGGAUAUGUAUUUUUAUAUUGAGUACAUGUACAUUCCAACAUAUAAAAUUAAUUGUUGCUGUCAUUUGGCUUUAUUUCACCAUGAUCCUGCAAUCAUGACUGUAGUAUGUCUCAUGAGCCAAAGGGAUUUAAAACUUUAAUUCAGUGGUUGAAAAUUGUCGGCUUCUUGAGCGCUUGCUAGCAACCUGACUGGCUUUAUCAUUGUUGAAGUCGGAGGAUGUUCCCAUAGACCCUACAAAGAGAUGGCUUCUUAAGUUUAACCUUCACAUGCUACUUCCCCUGCGUGGAAAUGAUAAAGUAAGAACUCGAGGUUGUUUCUUCAUGUUCUUUCUGGCAUGAGAAAAUCUGCUGUCGAAUUCUAGGAGGGUGUGCGAAGUGUCACCGCUUCUCCUGAGCCCACUGAGGACAGAGAGCAGCCGGAGACUUUAUUAAGAGCUUUCACACCUCUGGUCCCCCUCUCCAGCUCGCGGGCACAGGCUGCUGCACGCUGCGUGGUGCUGUGCGUGGAUGAGCCCCUGGGGAAGCUGUCCUCAUGCAGGGCACACAGCGAAGAGCAGAACAGGUGCAAAAGAAAAAUGUCAGUUUUGAAGGAACCGCAGUAAAAAUAAACCAAACUGUCUGAUCACUGUUUUAGCUGAUUUGUGCUUUCAGCAAACGAUUAAAUAACUUACUUUUGAUUGAU
Lepisosteus oculatus (spotted gar) is the source of this 10290-nucleotide messenger RNA. The record is from RefSeq and is a predicted model, not a curated record. NCBI's taxonomy places the organism in Eukaryota, Metazoa, Chordata, Actinopteri, Semionotiformes, Lepisosteidae.